Molecule: messenger RNA, 966 nt
Organism: Toxorhynchites rutilus septentrionalis
Lineage: Eukaryota; Metazoa; Arthropoda; Insecta; Diptera; Culicidae
Exons: 1
Coding region: 1-966 (321 amino acids)
Source: RefSeq, a predicted model, not a curated record
AUGGGGCAUAUGCGGAAGGUGGAGGAGGAUCAAUCAAAUCAAUUAAAGCGAUGUUAUCUACCGCAUCACGCUGUUCUAAAGGAGUCCAGUACCACUACGAAAUUGAGAGUAGUUUUUGAUGCCUCAUGCAAAACAUCGAACGGUAUUUCUUUAAAUGACGCAUUGUUCGUGGGUCCAGUUAUUCAACGAGACCUCAGGGCAAUUAUCCUUCGCUGUCGAACUUAUCAAGUGAUGAUUGUGGCUGACAUUGAGAAAAUGUUUCGCCAGAUAAACAUAGAUCCCAAGGAUGCACCACUGCAGAGUAUUUUAUGGCGGGCUGAUGAGAAUGAAAACCUUGCAACGUACGAGUUGUCCACAGUAACUUACGGGACGAAACCCGCACCAUUCCUGGCAACUCGCACUUUGAAACAACUGGCAUCUGAUGAACGUGAGAGAUAUCCACUAGCUGCGAAGGCAGUCGAAGAAGAUAUGUACAUCGACGACUUAAUCACAGGACCGGAUGACGUCAAUACAGCAAUAGAAUUAAGAAGACAAUGUGAGCAAAUGAUGUCCAGCGGCGGGUUCACUUUGAGAAAAUGGGCUUCAAACGUAACAGCAGUAUUGGAAGGCGUUGCUCAAGAAUCACUCGCAUCACCAGAAAUUCAUGAAAUCAGCUGGGAGCUGGAUCAGGCUGUAAGAACGUUAGGUUUAACAUGGCUGCCUAAGACUGACUGUUUAAAAUUCCAAUUCGAAAUUCCUCCACUCUUAUCAAAUCAAAGCUUCACCAAACGAAGGGUAUUAGCCAUUAUCGCCACACUAUUCGACCCUCUUGGGCUACUGGGUGCGGUCAUUAUAACGGCAAAAAUUUUCAUGCAGAAGCUUUGGACUCUCUGCAAUGAACAACAUAAGCAUUUACAAUGGGAUGAUACUUUACCAACUGAAGUGCAAAAGAAUGGCGAAGAUUCCACAGGUGGCUACCACUUCUGA